AUGGCAGAUGAUAUCGAUGUCGAAGCUAUGCUGGAAGCCCAGCUCGAGGAAAAGGCCAAUAUAAAGAGCGAGCCUGGACUGGACGAUUCCGGAAGCAAGAAAAGCUCAAGAAGAGAGCGAGAUCGUUCAAGAGAUCGAAAAUCGUCAAGGAGAAAGUCUCGAUCUCGGUCGCGUGAGCGAAAACGAUCGAGGGAUCGGAAGAAGCGAUCUCGAUCAAGGAGUAGGAAAAGGUCCAGAACUUCGAAGCGUUCGAGGUCACGUGAUCGGAAGCGAAGCCGAUCGAGGGAUAAAAAAUCAAGGAAGAAGCGAUCCAGAUCUAGGGAUCGAAAGAAACGAUCGAAAUCGAAAGAACGGGAAAAGAAAAGAAGCCGCACUCCUCCACCGAAGGUCGACACAUCGAAUACCCUUGAGGAUCGAGAUUCACGAACUGUCCUGGCGAUGCAGCUGAGUCAAAAGACGAAAGAAAAGGAUUUGAAGGAGUUUUUCAGCGUCGUCGGAGACGUCAGAAGCGUGAAGAUGAUUCAAGAUCGACAUUCUCGACGCUCAAAGGCCAUCGGAAUCGCCUACAUUGAAUUCAAAUACUCACAGUCCGUUCCCCUCGCGCUUGGGUUGAGCGGUCAGCCGGUCAAUGGAAUCCCUAUCCUGGUACAACAAAGUCAAGCGGAGAAGAAUAGGCAUGCAGCGAUGGUUGAAUCAGCCAAACAAACUCUUUCCAAGCUCGGAAAUGGGCCGAUAAAACUCAAGGUUACGAAUCUGAUCGACGAAAUAACGGAAGAAAUGUUCAGGACGAUUUUCGAGCCAUUUGGUCGGCUCGAGUCAGUGGAACUUAUCGAUGAUCCAAUCACGGGCAAGUCAGCUGGCUCCGGAUUUGUCACCUUUUCCGACUCCGAUGCUGGGAAGACUGCUCUUCGAGAGCUGGACAGAUUCGAUCUCGGAGGAAAACGAAUUCGAGUAUCAGUCGUCGAUAAAGUCGUUUCCAAAAACCGAGGCGAUAAAAACGAAGAUGCUCCAGCUCUAGAGGAGUCUUUCCCCGAUGGAAGCGUUGGUCGAAUCGCUCUUAUGAACAAACUCGCGGCUAGAACCGACCUGCUCAAUCAGAAGGAAGAACAGCCUGUACCAAAACCUGUAGCAAAACCUCUCCAAGCCAUUGAAACCCGAUGCUUUCAGCUAUCGAACAUGUUCAAUCCGGAAAAAGAAAGUGCCGCUGGCUGGGAAAACGAUAUCCGCGACGAUGUUAUUUUGGAGCUCUCUGAUCACGGAGGGGCCCUUCAUGUGCAUGUAGACAAAUUUUCAAAAGAUGGAAACGUUUUUGUAAUGGCUCUCUCUCCAGCGGUCGCCCAGAUUGCAUCCAAAAAGAUCCACGGAAACUACUUCGACGGCAAGAUGAUCCAAGCCGCAUACAUCCCCGAAGAAAGCUACAAAGAGCUCUUCCCCGAGUCCGCCGACGCAAAUAGAAUCCUCCGGCCCGCAUAA
Messenger RNA from Oikopleura dioica, 1473 nucleotides. The record is from the annotation of a GenBank genome assembly. Lineage: Eukaryota; Metazoa; Chordata; Appendicularia; Copelata; Oikopleuridae.